This is a messenger RNA of Chlorella variabilis, 1272 nucleotides long. RefSeq lists its product as hypothetical. Gene Ontology annotation, biological process: meiotic DNA double-strand break formation; meiotic DNA double-strand break processing; reciprocal meiotic recombination. The coding region runs from base 1 to 1272 and encodes 423 amino acids. Gene Ontology annotation, cellular component: nuclear chromosome. The record is from RefSeq and is a predicted model, not a curated record. Gene Ontology annotation, molecular function: DNA binding; ATP binding; DNA topoisomerase type II (double strand cut, ATP-hydrolyzing) activity. The transcript is spliced from 6 exons. NCBI's taxonomy places the organism in Eukaryota, Viridiplantae, Chlorophyta, Trebouxiophyceae, Chlorellales, Chlorellaceae.
AUGGCCAACGAGCUGCUGGCCCACAUAUUCGGGCACGAGGGCGCGGCUGCCCGGCUGGCUGGCGAGUCGCAGUGGGAGGAGGAUGGGGCAGCCUUGGAGGAGGCAGACGAGCCUGGGCAGGGCAGUGGCGGCGACCCGGGGCUGGACAUGGACGCGUCGCCUGAGGAGGUGGUGCGCCGCAUCCAGAGCGCCACCCUCUGGUUUGUCAGCCAGCUGUGCCAGGGGCAGCUGCCCGACAUUGAGCCGGUGCAGCGCGACGCCGGCAACCGAGCGCUGGCUCAGAGUGCGGCGGGCGGGGAGGAUGAGGAGGGGGAGGUCGGCGGCGGGCCGCACGUGCUGCGCAUGCAGCAGCUGACGCAGCGCCGGUCGCUGGUGGGGCGGCACCCGGAGAGCGCCGAGGCGGUGGCGCGCCUGUGGGUGCUGCUGGAGGCGGUGCACGAGAUGCUGCUGGCGGGGCUGCAGGCCACCCAGCGGGAGCUGUGGUACCGCUUCAAGACUCUCGAGGUCUUCCGCUCGCCGCGGGACGUGGGCGAGGCGAUCCAGGAUGCGGUGGGCAUGCUGCAAGUGCCACGCUCCGCGCUGGGCAUCACCGCCAGCAGCAAAGGCCUGGUGGCGGGGCGGCUGGUGGUGCACGACCAGCGGGCGGGCACCGAGACCGACUGCGCGGCGCUGGGCGGCGCGGGCAUGCAGAUCCCGGGAGACAUCGCCCACAUCUCCCGCCACUACGCCUACCAGAGCGAUGCGCAGCUGGUGGUGGUGGUGGAGAAGGACGCCGUGUUUCAGCGCCUGGUGCAGCAGCGCUUCUUCGACGCCGUGCCCUGCAUCCUGGCCACCGGCAAGGGCGUGCCUGACCUGGCAACCAGGGCCUUCCUCAGCGGCCUGUCUGAGGCCUUCCCCGAUCUGCCGCUGGUGGGGCUGGUGGACUGGAACCCGGCGGGGGCCAACAUCCUAUGCGUGUACCGUUUUGGCAGCGCGCGCAUGGGGGAGUCGCAGCACUACGCGCUGCGCACGCUGGGCUGGCUGGGCGCGCGCUCCAGCCAGCUGCAGCAAGCGGAUGCGGGCGCUUUCCAGGAGCUGACGGCGCGCGACCGGUCCAUGGCCGCCAACCUGUCGGCGGUGCUGCGCGGCGCCGCCCCCGAGUGGGCGGCGGAGCUGGGGCGCAUGCUGUCCAGCGGCAGCAAGGCGGAGAUAGAGGCGCUGGAGACGGGGGAGGGCGGCGCUGACCUGGCCGACCUGCUGGUGGGCUACCUUGAGCGGGGGGACUGCAUCUGA